This is a messenger RNA of Talaromyces amestolkiae, 240 nucleotides long. RefSeq lists its product as uncharacterized. The record is from RefSeq and is a predicted model, not a curated record. Gene Ontology annotation, biological process: mitochondrial electron transport, cytochrome c to oxygen. The coding region runs from base 1 to 240 and encodes 79 amino acids. The transcript has 3 exons. NCBI's taxonomy places the organism in Eukaryota, Fungi, Ascomycota, Eurotiomycetes, Eurotiales, Trichocomaceae.
AUGAUUGCCGCCUCCGCUACCCGGGCCAGAUUGGCCAACGCCUUUGUCACUCGCCGUGCUUUCUCUACCACCCGUGCACAGCUCGCCAGUCCCUACCAUUAUGCUGAGGGUCCUCGCUCCAACAUUCCCUUCAACCCCAAGACCAAGUACUUCUUCUUCCGUUACUGGGCUUUCAUGAUCACCGGAUUCGGUGCUCCAUUCGCCAUUGCCGUCUGGCAAACCUACAAGACCCGUCCUUAG